AAGAUACGGUUCAAAAGAAAUGAAAGAAAGAGAAUUGCGGUUUAAAACCUAACCGAUUUUCUUGUAAUUUAUAACACUCUAGGUCGAAAAAAACAACGAAUAUCCCACGCUACGAAUGAAUUUAUAGGUUUGAAAACAGUUGAUCUCAGCUUACUGGUACCAAAAACCAUCCUUUAAUAUUAUACUGCCGACAAUAGUAUUACAAUGGGAACCACUGACAUUGAUGUGAUAAAGGAGAUCCCUGGGUACAAGGUCAUCCUAAAGGCAGUGGUCAAGAGUCAGAUUCAACAGCUGGUUGAACAGUUAGCCGAACACACAAACGAGGAGUCCGUGAUACUUACUGCAAGCGUUGCAGACGGCACGAUCAGCCAUAUUGGAUCAGAGAGCGGCAAAUCAUUCCUCCAGGACAAUGACGACUUCAAGUCACAGUUCCUGGGCUUCUGCCUCAAGUAUCACCAUCGCAAACAGAUGGAGAAAGAAAAGGAAAAAGCUGAGAAAGAAGAACGAGAGAGGCAGGAAUUGUUGCAACAACAGCAGCAACAACAACAGAUGAUGCAGCAGCAGCUGGCAUUUUCUCAACCACCACGGUUUUCCCGAUCUCCACGCCAAUUCUCACCAAGAUUCCCCUCACCACGACAUCAACCCUAUCCAUCGGGCCGACCCCCUCGGAGACCCCCAGCCCCUAAUUUUGGGCCUGGUCAGGGUGUUCAAGGCUUAGCUAUGCCUGGUGCGAGAAAUGUGAAAGUGGAACCAAGUGAUAGUGACGAAGCUUCAAACCAAAGUGGCACUGAUGCUGGCAACGUUAAACAUGAGACGACUGGUAGUGUUCAAGAAUCUGGUGCUAAUACUGACAAUGAAAACCGUGACUCAGACGGGUCUAAUCUCGCCGCAGGCGAUCAGGGAGGGGAGCAGCAGGGGUCAGGCAGCGGGCCUCAGACCCCGGGCUCAGACCCAGACAUUAAUGUUAAACUUGAAGCACUUACCGAGGAAGAGCUGGACUUAGAAAUAACUGGUGUAGAACCGGGCACUGCAGGUGCCGGUAUGUCCCAAUCAGAGUGGGAUCCGAACGCUUCGUUAGGGAUGGAUUACGGUCAAGGGGCGACUGGUUCGUCAGCUGAUAUGCAGGGCCAGGCGGGAUACAUUAAGACCUCAGAUGGCUUCCAGUGCAUUUUGUGCGGAAAAUCAAGUUUCCGGUCUCGUGUGGACAUCACACGUCAUCUGCGUGUCCAUACCGGAGAGAAACCAUUCAAGUGUAACGUCUGUGGCCGCGGAUUUACUCAGAAAGCGCACAUGCGAUCACACAUGCUCGUUCAUAUGAAUAUUGACACCGUAGAAUGAGCGAAAUUAGCUUUAUUAACUGGAACCAGCCCAGGGGUAAUGUAUCAAAAUGGAACAAAAACGACGUCAUAAGAUAAUUAUCAAGCGGACAGUAAUUGAAACUGCACUGUCACAGAUGUGUGUUUUGACAAUUUUUCUUAUUCUUUUAUCUUGGAAUGAGCCAAUUUUUUGUGUAAAUGUCGGGAAACCAGUGAUACAUUUAGACUGCUGACAAAAGAUCAGGUGGCAGUUUUUCAUAUUUACGCUCGAAAGUGUACGUACUAACGUUUUAUGAUUAAUGAAAUUUUCGGCAGUUUUCUAAAUAAUUUAGGUCUGUUCUAUUGUGAAUUAUCUUAUAUGACUGAAUUGAAGGCAUUAAUGCCUAAAUAAGCUGAUUCUGAGACAAAAUUGUCAAAACUGUCAUUAAGAGAAAUUGAAGCUUUAAAGAACAUACUGAUUACACUGCUUAAAAGUGCCAAGGUUUACCAGUGAAAGGCAUGUGAGAAUUAUAACCACUGACAAGAGCUUAUACAUUAGGGACAUGUCAAUCUUGGUAUAUACAGAAGCAUUUUGUGUGUGAGGCCAUUUUUAGUGCCUCAAAUGUACCUUUUUAUGUUAUUGUAUGUUGUGUUUUAUAUAAUUUGUGGAAUAUUCCAUAAAAGCCUUAACUUUAUGACUGUAGGGACAUGUUCAUCUGAGCUAUACUGAAGCAUUUUGUGUGCAAGGUAAUUAAUAAGGCCUCAGAUAUUUCUAAAACAAAUCACAGGGUUCGAAUUUAACUUUGAGGAGCACUCGCAAAAUUUUGCGAGUGCUUUUUGAGGCAACUCGCAAAAUGAAAAAUCAACUUGCAAUUUUAUUAUUUGCUUUAUUCCCUUAUAAUAUUGUCAAAUUUAAGUAGAAAUUUACACCUAAGACAAAUUAUGAAUAUUAAAACGUAUCAAUCUUGAGUAACUCAACUACUAGAACUUGUUGAUGGCUUUUUCUUUUUGGGGAGUAAGGAAAGACUCAUCAGAUGCUAGACGCUUUUUGAUUACAAAGCUGUCCAAUAAUUUGACAUUGUUCACUUUGUAUAUUUACCCUCGCCAUCGGGUAAUAUCCAUUCGGCAAGCACGGUACAGAUUUCAUUAAGUCUAAAAGCAAUAACAUUAUAAAUUUAGAAUAAAUGAAAGAAACAGUAAAAUUAAUCUAGCGAGGAUGCUCUGGACCAUGAAAUAUAUCGAUCGACGAAGUCUAUUCACUUUGACAGUUCGGCGGAAAUAUAUCAAAGGUUGAUGGGGUUUACAUAUAGUGCGCGGUGAUUACGUCAUUUGUAUUCACUUUGUAUUAUGCACGCCUCGGAAAAAUUCGAGAUAAAACUCGGCCUUUUCCGUAUUUGUUAUAUUUUUGAAAACUUACUAGAGCGUGACUCCGUACUGUCUUUUUUAUACUGGUAGUGUAAACAUGCCACUUAUAGGGUGUGAAUUAAGUUCAUAUUUAUUCUACUUUUCUUUUAACAUUUUGUGGUCUAGAAAAAGCCACUCGCAGAAUUUUGCGAGCUUGAAUAAAAGUCACUCGCAAUUUUCAAAUGUCGCUUGCAUUUUGCGAGUAUGCGAGUCUAAGUUCGAACCCUGAAUCAUGUUAUUGUAUGUUAUGAACUUGGAUGUACUGUGAAAUAUUUGAUAAAACCGUUAAUUGUGUGUGAUAAGGAUUUUUAGAUGUAUAAGGCUGAAAUUAAACAAGAAGUGCUGAUUAUGUUGCUUAGAACAUUAUAGUCUACAAAAGAAUAUACAUUAUAGCGAUACUGAUUUGAAUUGUCAGUGUAAUUUCCUCAUGAUUCUUUGUUCAAAAUAAAACUUAAAAGAAAGCUGUUUAAAACCUUAAAUGCCUACAAAACCUUUUUGUGUGUGUUGUGUUUUCAAUGAAUUACAGAAUAUUAUGUAGUCAGUAG
This is a messenger RNA of Mya arenaria, 3244 nucleotides long. Its product is annotated as zinc finger protein 263-like. Gene Ontology annotation, cellular component: cytoplasm; nucleus. Lineage: Eukaryota; Metazoa; Mollusca; Bivalvia; Myida; Myidae. The record is from RefSeq and is a predicted model, not a curated record. Bases 205 to 1338 code for a protein of 377 amino acids. Gene Ontology annotation, molecular function: RNA polymerase II cis-regulatory region sequence-specific DNA binding; DNA-binding transcription factor activity, RNA polymerase II-specific; histone deacetylase binding. The transcript has 5 exons. Gene Ontology annotation, biological process: regulation of transcription by RNA polymerase II; cell fate commitment.